Molecule: messenger RNA, 1630 nt
Organism: Tripterygium wilfordii
Lineage: Eukaryota; Viridiplantae; Streptophyta; Magnoliopsida; Celastrales; Celastraceae
Product: RNA pseudouridine synthase 1-like
Exons: 2
Coding region: 16-1119 (367 amino acids)
Biological process (GO): pseudouridine synthesis
Molecular function (GO): RNA binding; pseudouridine synthase activity
Source: RefSeq, a predicted model, not a curated record
AAUUAUAGAAAACAUAUGGGUAAGAAAGUAAAUGACCAUUCUUUUCUUUUAGCUGUCAAACUGACUGGAAUGUCCUUCCAUUUCUCCCUCCCGUGCCGCCGCCGCCUGCUAGUUACUGGAUUCCCCAAACUCUUCUUCACUCUCCGACAGCACUAUCCUCUCUCGAUAAUCACAAUGUCAAAUUCCCAAGACACUCUCAAAGCCGCUCAAAGUUACCCAACACCCCUCUCCCCUCCGUUGCCACUCAUCUCCAAGGACGUAGAGCUAGCAAGGGCCAUGACCGCAUCAUCCAGAUCAAGCCUUUACACUCUAUCGAGGAGCGAUGUUUUAUAUGAAGAUGGGUGGCUUAUUGUCGUUAAUAAGCCUCAAGGGGUUUACUGUGAGAGCGUGUUGGACUCGGUCCCUCAGCUUCUUGGUGACAAGUCGGGCGGACUCGGCGAAGGACAUGAAGGGACUUCCACCCGACCGGAGCUCCAUCUUGCCAACAGACUUGAUCGUGACACAACUGGCGUAAUGGUUAUUACCAAGUCCCACAAAGUAGCUUCUAAGCUUGUGAAAGCAUUUACUGAACAUAAGAAUAGGAAAACAUAUAUUGCUCUUUGUGUUGGUUCAGCUCCAAAGUGGGAAAAGAUCACCAUCCAAUCAGGUCAUGGAAGGUCAAAAUUUGGAGCUUGGCGGGUGUACGCUGCAUCAGAUGUGGGUCAGACCCUACCAGGUGGGUCCAUUGUCAGGGACAUGGAAACUUCAUUUGAAGUUUUAUCAGUGAAUGGGCAAGGGAGGUAUAAAGAGAUUAUGGAGUUCACAAAAGAUGAAGAGAAUGUUAUUCUUGUUGAAAGAAAAGCCGUGAUUGACGGUGAUGCAAAGAAGGAUGAGAUUUUGGUAAGAGCAUUUCCUCGGAGUGGAAGAACACAUCAAAUCCGCUUGCAUUGCCAGUAUCUUGGAAAUUCUAUAAGAGGUGAUGUAAAAUACGAGGGUGUCUAUGAAUGGAGAGGGAGAAUAUAUGAUGGCCAUGAACUCCAUGCAGAGAGUUUGUCUUUUGAGCAUCCAAUUACUGGUCUUCCUGUCAUGUUCCAGGCACCUCUACCUUUGUGGGCAAUGCAGGCAUUGCAGCCAUCGUAAGUCAAAACGCCCCUCUUCACUCGAACAUUUCAGAAAUUCUGGCGAAGCUGCUCAGAUAACUGAAACAGACAAUGCUUUGAGACCAUAUGUACCGUAUAAUCCUUCGUUGAGGGGAAAGAAAAUUCUCUCUCACAUGUAUGCAUAGAGUGGGAAGAGGCCAAAAAGAAAAUUGAGGUUUUGCCGCAUCAAGCUAAUUUGAGUAGGGGACUGAUGAACAUGGCAUUACUUGAAAUGAUGGGUUCUACUACUUAAUGGAAUAUAUUCACGACAUUUGGGUACGUCUUUAUGCAGGAAUUCACAUAUUGUUUGUUUGUAUCAGGAAACAACCCUGGAAUACACAAAAGUUUAUAGUUAUGAGUUGUUGAGGGAUUGUUAAGUCCUAUAAUUGUUUUAAAAAGAAAAUUCAGGUUUUGCCGCAUCAAGCUAAUUUGAGUAGGGGACUGAUGAACAUGGCAUUACUUGAAAUGAUGGGUUCUACUACUUAAUGGAAUAUAUUCACGACAUUUGGGUA